UAUUGCGACAGACCUAACCAAGACACUUCCUGCAAGGUGCAGUAACUGCAUUAGCAGACAGAUUCAAAGGGAGGAGUCAAGAACUGACUGUAAAAUACCAAGAACAUAAAAAGGAAAACUAUUUACAAGCAAGAAGUCAACAUCCACACAUCAUCACAAAUCAACUGCCUGCAACAAGACAGUGGAAAUGGCUGCUGCACCUGAAAAGGAUCUCAGGAUCGUUCUUGUUGGGAAAACUGGAGUCGGCAAAAGUGCAGCAGGAAACACCAUUUUAGGGAGGAAAGCUUUUAAAUCUGAACUCGCUUUUUCCUCUACAACAUUAGUGUGUGAAAAGGAAACCGAUGUUUUUGCUGGUCUAAAUCUGGCUGUUAUUGAUACUCCAGGUCUGUUUGAUACAGACAAAAGUAAUAAAGAGGUUGUGACAGAGAUCACUAAAUGCAUCUGCAUGGCGGCUCCUGGUCCUCAUGUCUUCCUGAUUGUGCUCCAACCGACCAGAUUCACUGAAGAAGAAAGAAAAACCGUGGAAAUAAUCCAGACAAUGUUUGGAGAAGAAGCAGCCAAAUACACCAUGGUCCUGUUCACCCAUGGAGAUUUGCUGAAAAAGGUAAACAAGACGAUGGAAGACAUGUUGCAAACAUCCCAACCUCUAAAACAGAUUAUCAGUCAGUGCUCCAUCCUGGAGAAAUUUGAAGAUAAAUAUCAUGUUUUUGACAAUGAAGCUAAGGAUUCUGCUGAAGUCAAGGGACUGGUGCAGAAGAUCAACAGAAUGUUUCAGAGAAAUGGAGGAAGUUUCUACACCCAUGAAAUGUUUCAAGAAGCACAAAGAGCUGUCCAAGAAGAAGAAGAACGACUGCUCAGAGAAACUCCAACCAUCAAACCUGAGGAGGCAAGAAAGAAGGCAGAGAGAGACAACGCAUUUAUCCGUGCUCUUCUGAAGGCUCUUGUUGAAGCUGUAGCUGAAGCUGUAGUUGGAGUUGUGAAAGGAGCUGCUCUAGCAGUGAAAGAGAAGGCCUGCGUUAUACAGUGAUGUGUGUGAUGCUUUGACUGCGGUUUAUUAAACCCUGAUUUUUUAUAAAU
Messenger RNA from Poecilia latipinna (sailfin molly), 1077 nucleotides. RefSeq names its product GTPase IMAP family member 7-like. Lineage: Eukaryota; Metazoa; Chordata; Actinopteri; Cyprinodontiformes; Poeciliidae. The record is from RefSeq and is a predicted model, not a curated record. Gene Ontology annotation, molecular function: GTP binding. The transcript is spliced from 2 exons. The coding region runs from base 188 to 1027 and encodes 279 amino acids.